This is a messenger RNA of Bactrocera tryoni, 5458 nucleotides long. It is a transcript of the gene norpA, whose product is annotated as 1-phosphatidylinositol 4,5-bisphosphate phosphodiesterase. The transcript is spliced from 19 exons. The record is from RefSeq and is a predicted model, not a curated record. Lineage: Eukaryota; Metazoa; Arthropoda; Insecta; Diptera; Tephritidae. The coding region runs from base 1052 to 4330 and encodes 1092 amino acids. Gene Ontology annotation, molecular function: calcium ion binding; phosphatidylinositol-4,5-bisphosphate phospholipase C activity. Gene Ontology annotation, biological process: phosphatidylinositol-mediated signaling; lipid metabolic process.
CGUAUGCGCAGCAGCAGCAGCGCGCAAAAAUCGGAAUCGAAAAUUUCUAGUUUCUGUCUGGUACACACAGUCAAGACAGGCUGUUAAAUCGAGAAAGUGUUGGAAAAGUGGCAAAUAAAUUGCAGGAAAUGUGGCAAAAUUGAAAUCGUCUAUCUUACAAGUUGUGCAAAAUCAUUUUCAAACGGUAAACGUGCGAAUUUGUGCGACGAAAAUGCCAAGUUUUGUGUGAAAUCUCAAUUUACUUCAGCAGUUGCGGCGUUUAUGGGCUUUACAUCACGCUUCGGCAACCAGACGGAGACACGCAAGCAAUUGAAUUAAUAAAAGUGCAGCUAAUUGAAGUGCAAAAUAGUAGCGGCGACAAGUGAAUAACGCCUACGGCUGAACCGACAGCUGAUGAUGACAACCACAGUAACAACAACCAAUUUAAUAUAAUUGUAAUAAAAAAUAAUGAAGAAGACGCAGAAUUAACAGCACAAGGUGGUAAUAAAGUAGUGUAAAGUGGAGUCUAAGGUUAAUGAUACAAAUAAAACGUGCAGCAAACCUCGAAACAAGUGUGGUGAAGUGAACAAAAUUAAAUAGAAAACGACAAGAAGAAGCAGCAACUGACGCAUUUCGGCGUAGAUAAAAAGCGCCUCGCAUGCUUCACGGAAUUCAAUAAUUUAAUUAAGAUUUUAACUAAAGAUCUCAAUCAUUCCAUAUAUACAAAAAACCGUUAAAAACUUGACGCUAACGACAACAAGAAUCACAUCACUCUCAGCAAAUCGAAUUUCGCAAUCUCAAAUAUAUAACCAGAUGUACCGAAAAUGUAAAUAUUUGCCUGCAAAUCUUCAAAAUAUCUCAAAAGAAGAGUCACAAAGACGAAAAUGAUAAUCUAGUCGCAAAAGUCAAGCAGGAACUUGAUUCCUCUUGCAAAGUUUAAGCCAAAAAGACUUUUGGCUUUUGAAAAACAAACAUAUAACGGCAAAUUUUAGUUGUAAAUAAAUAUUUAGAAAAGAAUAUUACACGCUUAUUAAUUACUGUUAGUUGAGCAAAAAGUCGUCGGCCAUUCAAAAUGACGAAAAAGUACGAAUUCGAUUGGAUCAUUCCGGUGCCGGAGGAAUUGACCACCGGCUGCGUGUUCGAUCGUUGGUUUGAGAAUGAGAAGGAAACAAAGGAGAAUGAUUUUGAGAAGGACGCAAUGUUCAAAGUGGACGAAUACGGAUUCUUUUUGUAUUGGAAAAGCGAUGGCAGGGAAGGUGACGUCAUAGAAUUGUGUCAAGUUAGUGAUAUAAGAGCGGGAGGCGUGCCGAAGGAUCCGAAAAUUCUCGAUAAAGUGACAAAAAAGAAUGGCACCGAUAUGGUGGCCUUGGAUAAACGUUCACUGACAAUAUGUUCGAAUACAGAUUAUAUAAAUAUAACAUAUCAUCAUGUUAUUUGUCCGGAUGCAGCAACGGCAAAGCGCUGGCAAGAGGGUUUACGUUAUAUAACACAUAAUAAUAAGGCAACCAAUGUGUGUCCGAGAACUAAUUUAAUGAAGCAUUGGAUGCGCUUAUCUUUUUCGGUGGAAAAAGGUGGCAAAAUACCUAUUAAAGUGGUAGCGAAAACUUUUGCGUCCGGCAAAACGGAAAAGCUAGUGUAUCAAUGCUUUAAGGAAGUCGGACUACCGGACGAUAAGAGUGCCACCAUGACGAAGGAAGAGUUCACAUUCGAUAAGUUUUAUGCGCUGUACCACAAGGUUUGCCCACGCAAUGACAUCGAAGAGCUGUUCACUUCCAUCACUAAGGGUAAAUCGGAAGUCAUUUCGAUGGCACAGUUCGUACAGUUCAUGAAUGAUAAGCAACGUGAUCCACGUAUGAAUGAAAUUUUAUAUCCGCUCUAUGAUGAGAAGCGUUGCACGGAAAUUAUCAACGAUUAUGAAUUGGACGAAGAGAAGAAGAAGGCGGGUCAAAUGUCGAUGGAUGGUUUUAAGCGAUAUCUCAUGUCCGAUGAGAAUGCACCCGUAUUCUUGGAUCGCUUGGAAAUGUAUAUGGAAAUGGAUCAUCCAUUGGCGCAUUACUAUAUCAAUAGUUCGCAUAACACCUAUCUGUCGGGUCGUCAAAUCGGUGGUAAGAGUUCGGUGGAAAUGUAUCGGCAGACGCUAUUGGCGGGUUGUAGAUGCGUCGAGCUGGACUGUUGGAAUGGCAAAGGUGAAGACGAGGAGCCCAUCGUAACUCACGGCCACGCCUACUGUACUGAAAUUCUAUUUAAAGAUUGCAUUCAAGCCAUCGCCGAUUGUGCAUUUGUCUCCUCCGACUAUCCUGUUAUAUUAUCCUUUGAGAAUCACUGCAAUCGUGCGCAGCAAUAUAAAUUAGCUAAAUACUGUGAUGACUUCUUCGGUGAACUAUUACUAAAGGAACCGUUGCCCGAACAUCCGCUCGAUCCUGGUUUACCACUCCCACCGCCUAAUAAAUUGAAACGGAAAAUACUAAUAAAGAAUAAACGCAUGAAACCGGAAGUCGAAAAGGUCGAAUUGGAGCUCUGGUUAAAGGGUGAACUGAAGACCGAUGAUGAUCCGGAGGAAGAUGCCAGCGCCAAACCACCUGAUGCGGCACCACCACCAGAGGCUGCCGCCGCACCACCAGCGGGCGAGCCCGGCGCAGAUGGUGCUGCGCCUGAGGCGGAAGCAGCAGCGGUCAAUUACAGCGGCUCCACGACGAAUGUACACCCCUGGCUGUCAUCGAUGGUCAAUUAUGCGCAGCCCAUUAAAUUCCAGGGCUUCGAUAAGGCUAUUGAGAAAAAUAUCGCUCACAACAUGUCGUCGUUUGCCGAAGCGGCUGGCAUGAACUAUCUUAAACAGAGCUCCAUCGACUUUGUCAAUUAUAACAAACGUCAAAUGUCGCGCAUUUACCCGAAGGGCACACGCGCCGACUCUUCCAACUAUAUGCCACAAGUGUUCUGGAACGCUGGCUGUCAGAUGGUCUCGCUCAAUUUCCAAACCUCCGAUCUGCCUAUGCAAUUGAAUCAGGGUAAAUUCGAAUAUAACGGUGGCUGUGGCUACCUGCUCAAGCCGGAUUUUAUGCGCCGCUCAGACAAGGAUUUCGAUCCGUUUGCCGAUGCGCCCGUGGACGGUGUCAUUGCCGCGCAGUGCUCCGUGAAAAUUAUAGCCGGUCAAUUCUUGUCAGAUAAAAAAGUCGGCACCUACGUCGAAGUCGACAUGUUCGGUCUGCCCUCGGACACAGUAAAGAAAGAGUUUCGUACACGUUUGGUGCCUAACAACGGUUUGAAUCCCGUAUACAAUGAGGAUCCGUUUGUCUUUCGUAAAGUGGUGCUGCCCGAUUUGGCUGUGUUACGUUUCGGCGUCUAUGAAGAGAGCGGCAAAAUGAUUGGACAGCGUAUAUUACCGUUGGACGGUCUACAGGCCGGCUAUCGACACGUCUCACUGCGUACCGAAGCGAACUUCCCAAUGUCGUUGCCUAUGCUUUUCGUCAACAUCGAAUUAAAGAUUUAUGUACCUGAUGGCUUUGAAGAUUUCAUGGCCAUGCUGUCGGAUCCGAAAGGAUUUGCGGGCGCUGCAGCAAAACAAAAUGAACAAAUGAAGGCGCUGGGCAUUGAAGAACAGAGUGGUGGUGCGGCACGUGAUGCAGGCAAAGCCAAGGAAGAGGAGAAGAAAGAACCACCACUGGUAUUCGAGCCAGUUACGUUAGAAUCACUGCGCAGUGAGAAAGGCUUCCAAAAGGUGGCCAAAAAGCAAAACAAAGAGCUAGAUACGCUUAAGAAGAAACACACCAAGGAACGCAUGACCAUGCAGAAGAAUCAGAAUGCGGCUAUUGAUCGGCUAAUCAAGGGCAAAAGCAAAGAUGAAAUCCGCAACGACACCACGAUCAAGAACGCAAUCACCGAACAGACGCAACAGUGGACCGAGAUGAUUGCCAAACACAAGAAAGAGGAAUGGGAUAUGUUGCGGCAACAUGUGCAGGAUUCGCAAGAAGCAAUGAAGGCUUUAAUGCUGACCGUACAGGCGCAACAGGUGAAGCAGCUCGAGGAACGGCACGCGCGUGAUAUUAAAGACUUGAAUGCUAAGCAAGCCAAAACCUCCGCUGAUACCGCCAAAGAGGUGCAAAAUGAUAAAACAUUGAAGACGAAGAAUGAGAAGGAUCGACGAUUGCGUGAGAAACGACAAAAUAAUAUCAAACGCUUUAUGGAAGAGAAAAAGCAAAUCGGUGUUAAACAGGGACGUGCUAUGGAAAAACUCAAAGUGGCACACGGCAAACAAGUCGAGGAAUUUAGUACUGACGUGCAAAAGUUACUCGAUAUGUACAAAAUGGAGGAGGAGGCCUACAAAAUACAAGGCAAGUCUGAAUUCUAUGCCUAGGACCCAACUAUAACCGCAGAGCAGCCACUUUUAUAAUGUUGGUGUGCACGUGACAUGGUGAAGUGGUGGAAAACAAUUAAACGCUUACAGUGUAAGCCUGUCAUGGAAACGAAACGGCAAUUGGCAGCACUUAUGCGAAAGUUUAAAAUGCAAUCGAAUAAUAAGUAUUUAAUAUUUAUUUAAUUAUUUAUAGCAACUAAAGAGUAUAAAUUUAAAAUCAAAACAAAACAAGAAAAAAUCUAAAGUUUAGAACGCAAUUCUAUGUAAAACCUUUCAAAGCGAAUAUUGAAGAAAAAUUAUUUAUAGUAAAGUAACGUGAAAUUUCUAUAUAUUUAUGCAAAGGAUGAAGAUACAUGUUAUAUAUAAAAUAUAUAAACUAAUUUUAGCGUUAACUGAGAAAAAAAUAGAAAUUAUUUGUAAACUAGUGAAAAUAAGUGCAACUGGAAUGAAUUCGUAAUGUCAAAAAAAAAAAACCUGAUAAAACGAGUUUAGAGUUUAACACCGCAUUUUUGUCUAAGUCAAACUAGAAAAUUUAAAAAGAAGUCAACAUAACCUUAAAACAUGCAACAUAACAUAAAAAAUUCAAUAUAAACCAGAAAAAAUCAGGAUAACAUUAAAAAACAUUCAAUAUAACAUUUAAGAAGUCAAGAUAACCUUAAAAAAGAAAACAUAAACUUAAAAAAAAUCAAUAUAAACCACAACAGAACUAUAAAAAGUCAACACAUAAUUCAAUAUAGCCUUAUAAAGGUAAUAUAAACUUGAAAAAACAACAUAACCUUAAAAAAGUCAAUAUAAACUUAAAAAAUAAACAUAAAACCGAAAAAAUUAGCAUAACUUUCAAACAAGUCAAGAUGACCUUAAAAGAGAAAAAUGAAGAUAAAAAAUUAAGAAAAAACUUUAAAAAGUCAACACAAAAAUCAAGACAACCUUAGAAAAGGUAAGAUAAACUUAAAACAAUUCAACAUAACCUUAAAAAAGUCAACAUAAACUCUAAAAAUCAGCAUAAUAUUAAAAACCUAACCUUUAAAAAUAUCACGGUAGCCUUAAAAAGGAAACAUAAGCGCAAAAAAAUUAAAAUAAAUUUAAAAAAGUCAACGUAAACUCAAAAAAUCAGCAUAACAUUAAAAA